CUAACCACAGACUAUAUACACAGUUGGGCAGGAGGAGCAAGUUCAGCUUUCUUACUGAUUUUUUCCUCAAGGAUCAGUUGCUUGAUUGCAGAGUUGUAACAAGUUUCAGAGCUGAAUGCUGUGAGUCUCGACUGAGAAAAAUAUGGGAAAUGAGCAAUCCAUGAACACAGAGCCAGUUGAGAAUGGGAAAAUAUCUGAGAAGCAUGAAAAUGGAUCAGUAAAUGGCCUUUCUGCAAAAAUCACAUCUAAUGGAUUGGAGACUGAUGAUAAGAGUGAGACUAUACUCCACCAAAAUGGCGAGCCCCACUCCUUGACCUUUGCCACAGAAUCAUCUGAAUAUGUGAUAAUUGAAUCAGAAUGCCAAGCUGCCAGUGCCCAGGUUAUUUCUGACAUCCCUGACACCACCACCCAGAAGGAAGAGGUCAAGAAAAGCAAAGAAGAAAAAAUUAAUCUUUUUAACAGAAUGUUCCGAAAGAAGGCAGAACCUCCUCGUGGUGUUGAGAGUGCUGAAGAAAAGAGAACCUCUGGUGAAGAUCAGACAGAUGUAAGUCUUCCUUCCACUGAUCCACAGCAGGAGACGACUAACCAAAAGCAAGAAUCUGAACCAUUAACGUUACCAGAGAGUGUGACUCCAGACUGUGGUCCAGAGGAAGAGAACGUUCCUGAAACUGACAACGGAAACAGUGAGCCUGUGGAAAGCCAAGAGGAGAGCAACCCAGAAGAGAAUCCAGUUAUGAACUUCUUCAAAACCCUGGUGACUACCACUAAAACAUCCAAAAAGGAAACCGCUACUCCUGAUGCCACAAAAGAGCAGUCCCAGAAGGAGACCCAACCAGCAGCAACCACUACUGUUGCACAAAUAUCUGAACCGCCUGCAGCACCCAAAGGAAUGUCAAUCCCACCACCACCUCCUCCAGAGCCACCAAAAAUGGAAAUCAAAGGAGAACCAAGUGCCAAACCUGUAAAGCCAGUGCCAAAGGAAGAACCCAAAGCUGCUGCGAAGCAACCUGAGUCCUCAAAAGGAAAAUCAGCCAAAGAUACUCUGAGCAAAUUCUUCCGCCCCAAGGUACUGCUAGGAGUCCAGAUAUCCAGAGGCAAGGGUGCUUCAGCAAGUGGAGCCAAGACUGCAGCAGUGGGGAAACCAGUGGAGGUGCCAGAGCCUGCAGUAAAAGUGCAGAUUGAAAAUAAGGUUGAGCCUCAGGAGCCGGAAGCCGAGGUGGCACAGCCAGUUUUAGAAGUGCAGAUGGUGGAUGGUUUGCCACAGCCAGAGGUAGAAGCUGAGAAGGUGGAUCCCUCAAAAUCUGGCACUUUGGAGGCAGCUGCAAAGCCCGAACCGCCGCCACCUGUUCAGGAAGAAAAGAAAAAAGCUUCAAAAUCACCUUUCUUUUCCCUCUUCAAGCCCAAAGUACUGUUAGAUCACAUGACCACAAAAGUCCAGGCAGCCUCCACAAGUGGAGUUCGGCUCCUGAGGAAAACUACUGGACUGGCUGCUGAGUCUAAGAAGGCGACCCCGACUCCACCUGCAGCAGCAGAGGCGACUCAGGCGGUCAAAACCAAGGAGGAACCCAAAGCAGCAGCCAAGUCAUCAGAGGCUGUUGUAGAUAACAAACCAGCUUCAGUGGCCUCUCAAGCUGGAGAUGAUGCAGCCAAUGUGCCCAAAAGACUGGAGAAGAGGAACUCCAUCCAGCUGUUCUUCAAAAAUCUGGGUCAGAAACGUCAUUCCACAGACGCUGGUGUCCAGACAGAGCCAGUGACUGUUGCUCCAGCAGCUGAGAAAGCCAAAUGAAACCACAACCAACCUUUCCCUGUACAGACUCCCUCACUUCCACUCAAUCUUUAUCUCUCUCUCAUCACCCCUUCAACCCCACUGAAUUACUUUAACUGCAUUUUUGUUUUGUUUUGUUUUUGUUACUGUUUAGAAAUUAAAAUAUGAAAGGAAGAGUUAUUGGAAGGACAAAAGAAAGUGAACAGCUGUGAGAAGGAGGAGCAAGUAGGUAUUUGAACUAGUGGAGAUGCUAAAUGGUCACAUGUGAUGGUGAGGUUGUUGAGAUAUAUAUAUUUUUGGUCAUAUAAAUGUCUUGGUAAGUACAACGAUGUUUGUGUGAAACAUUUUCUACAAGCAUUUAAUGUGACUUCUCUCUGUUUUGCAAUCUAACAUGCUACGCUUAUGCAGUAUACUGUAUAGUGCAUGCUGUGCUUUAGGCAAUUAAGUUGUCUGGAAAACUUAAAAACACAGUUGCAUAUAGGUUCUAUUUUUACAGUUCAUACAAGGAAAUUCAUGCAGUUGUGGCAAUGCACAGGUUAAUAUGAAAUGAUACUGAAAAGGGGACCUAAAUAUAAACAUACAACUCUUAACAGAGCUGAUAUAAGGAACCCUAUAGCAGAUUGGACUUACAGAUCUAACUCUGUGUCAGAUAUAUGUAGACUAAAGCACAGACAUAACAGUUAUGUACUGGACUGAACGGGAAAUCACAAUCUUUACUGUUCUGUGGGGAACUGAUUGUAAAUACUCACAAAAGCAUCUGAGGUGGCAAAAUGGUGGCACUGCGCAAAUGUGUCCUUGUGGUGCGUUUUGCAGUUGUCAUAAAUCACAGUAGCUUUUAAUUUGAGUUCAGCACUUUGUCUCAUGUCGUUUAACCGACGUCUUACGGUGUUAGUCAUUUGUGUUUGGCAUAUGUGCAAUUAAUAUGAUGCUUUUGUUUGCCUCUAUGUAUACGAAGAUGUGUAACUUUGGCAUAUCCUGAUGACAAUAAAUAUGUUUACCAAC
Amphiprion ocellaris (clown anemonefish) is the source of this 2767-nucleotide messenger RNA. RefSeq names its product brain enriched myelin associated protein 1 (gene bcas1). Gene Ontology annotation, biological process: myelination. The coding region runs from base 143 to 1786 and encodes 547 amino acids. The transcript is spliced from 16 exons. The record is from RefSeq and is a predicted model, not a curated record. Lineage: Eukaryota; Metazoa; Chordata; Actinopteri; Pomacentridae.